Messenger RNA from Cornus florida, 723 nucleotides. RefSeq lists its product as uncharacterized. Gene Ontology annotation, biological process: DNA integration. The transcript is spliced from 2 exons. The record is from RefSeq and is a predicted model, not a curated record. NCBI's taxonomy places the organism in Eukaryota, Viridiplantae, Streptophyta, Magnoliopsida, Cornales, Cornaceae. Bases 1 to 723 code for a protein of 240 amino acids. Gene Ontology annotation, molecular function: nucleic acid binding.
AUGCAUUGGAUCCUCACAGCUGCAGAUUUCUUUUCCAAAUGGGUUGAAGCCAUCCACUUGCUCCAUGCCACAGGCAUCGCUGUUACAGCCUUUAUCCGUGAAAAUAUUAUUUGUCGGUUUGGCAUCCCAGUGAUUAUCCUCUCAGAUAAUAGCACCCCCUUCGUUAAUUAUCGGGUUGCUCAGCGUCUUCAGCAAUAUAACAUCACACAGCGCCGAUCUUCUGCCUACUAUCCCAAAGGCAACGGCCAAGCUGAAGCAACCAAUAAAUCUCUCCUUAAGAUCAUCAGUCGCACGGUCGCCGAGCACAAGUUUAAUUGGGUCGAUCAGCUGCCCUUAGCUCUUUGGGCCCAUCGCACCUCCAAAAAGCGUGCCAUAGGCCAAACUCCUUUUUCUCUCCUGUAUGGCACAGAAGCUAUUCUCCCAAUCAAGAUUACCAUUCCUGCUGCUGCUUUGGCCGCUCGAAGCGAGGUCGACCAUUUCACUCAUCUUGAGGCCUUAGAUGAACAGUGGGAGUUAGCAUGCCAACAUCUCAAGGUCGAUAACCUUGUUCUUAAAGCUGUUAAACACAUUAUGCACAACACAUCUGCCACAAAGUUCACCCCCAAAUGGGAAGGGCCCUAUGUUGUCAUUGAGGUCCAACCCAGUGGUUACUGCAGACUGCAGGGUGAUGGGCGCAAGGCUGAACCCAUAAAUUCCAGUUGGCUAAAGUUUUAUCACAGUUAG